AAUGUUAAUCUCUUCGGCCACCGGAGGGACACAGAAAGAAUAUAGAGAAAAUAGAAAAGAGAGAUAGAGGAAAGAGAGAGAGAAAUGGAUCAAGAUCAUGAGUUAUGGCGGACGCUAAGAUGCGCAGGUAAAGCGCAAGAUAAGACCUCUGUUGAUACACUCAUGCUUAAGUACCGUCCGAUCGCUCCAAAGCCGACGACUACUAGUCAACCAUUGGUCGGAGAUACGAGUAGCACGAGAAGGACGAAGAGAAAGUAUGUUAGGGUUUCCAAGAAUAAUAAAGCCACGUGUCGAUCAAAGACGAACAGCUUCAGAUCUAGCUCAACAGAUCCGGAGAAUGGUCGGGAAGAUAUCGUCACGUUACAGCUCUUACCGGAGAGAUCUACGCCGUUGAGUUUGGAUCAUAAUAAUCUCGAUCCAACGGUGGAAACGAUAACCAGAGAUGAAACCGACAUGUGGCUCAAGUUUAACGGCGGUGAUGACGUGUUGCAACAUGUUCCGGUAGAGACGUGGGUGACGGUGGAGUCCGUUAACGGUGGCUCGGUUUCCCAUGCGGUAGGGUUCACGGACGAAGAGAUGACGGAUGCUUUAGAUAAAGACACGUGUCCUGGUUUCAUAUCGGAUGGUAGGAACCGUGUGGUGAUGGUUAACGAGGCUUACCGGAGGAUAGUAACCGGAGACGGCGGAUUCGGAAGAGAGGUGAUUGUGUGGUUGGUGGUUGACCAAACGGCGACGUUUUAUGACCACCGAACUUUUACUUGUAAGGUGAGACUGGAAUACACGUGGCGAGAGACGAAGUACACUAAAACGGUGCCGUGUGAUGUGUGGAAGAUGGAGUUUGGUGGAUUUGCAUGGAGGUUGGAUACUACUGCAGCUUUAACUCUUUGGCUUUGAGGUAUAGAGGGUAAGAUUAAUUAAGACCAAGAUGUGGUUAAGGUGUAUAAUCUCAUACCUUAAUUAGUCACUUUUUCGCACUUUGCAUAUUGGGAAGUUAAUAAGUAGUACAAAAGAGAAACGAAUUUGAUUAAUUAAUGCUAAUAUAUGUGGGGAAAGUCUUGAGAAUCAAGUCUUUCAGAAUAAAUUUGUGUGAGAACC
Molecule: messenger RNA, 1095 nt
Organism: Arabidopsis arenosa
Lineage: Eukaryota; Viridiplantae; Streptophyta; Magnoliopsida; Brassicales; Brassicaceae
Source: the annotation of a GenBank genome assembly